AUGUUUGCUGUUGAAGAAUGGCUUUCAGGAUUCGUAGAGUAUUUAAUGGAAAACAAUGAUGGAAACUAUGGAGAGGCUGAAGUACAAAAUCUAGCAAAAGAACAAUGGCUAUUAAAUGAUUUGAAGGAUAUCUGCCCUGGUUGCCUUCCUGCAAAUUUGAAACAUCAGCAGAAAACCAUUUUGAAUGGGAGAUUUGUGCUACAGAUAAAUGCUGCUGUAGAUAUAGGCACGCCUGCUUACCAACAAUACCUGAAGCUGCAAAAAAUUAAUAUGGAAAAUAUAGAAGCAACUACUAACUUUGAGGAGAAAAUAUCUAGCCACAGAAUGAUAAAGUUGUAUCUCACAGAUGGCGUGCAGGAAGUGUCGGCCAUUGAGUACAGGCCAAUGCGCAACCUAAGCAGCGACGUGACGCCCGGCUGCAAAGCGCUAAUUAAGGGUCCGGUGGAGUGUCGCCGUGGCAUGAUCAUGCUGACCGAAAGUAAUUUAGAGCUCCUGGGUGGCGAGGUUCAGGAGUUGGCAGACGCAAACUCUCUUGUGGGUCUACUUGCCGCGAAACUAGGCCUGUCCGCCAUAGAGUGCCUUCAGAACGCCUCCAGACAGGCGAAUAUGGCACAGCAGGCGCCAGUGUCAGCACAAAAUGGCGGUCCACCGGCAGAACAAGCGAUAUUCGUCCAACCAAAUAGUGCUGCGAGGGUGGAACCGGAGGAGACCUUCGAAGACGACAUCGACGUGGAGCAGCUGGCGGCCAUAGAGGCUCAAUUCGCGAACCCGUCCAAGAGGCCUCUUAACGACGCCGCCUCCAAUCCGGAGAAGAGGGCGAAAACGAAUCCCGCCCCUAUCAACAACGCCGACGAUUACCCCGAGGUCGACGACCUCGUAAUGGAGGACGACGACCACGCCAGGGAAAUGGAGGCGAGGUUCGACACGCAGGAAAGUGCACCCACGGCCCUUGACAAUAGAGCUCCGAUUUCCGUGCCGUGUGACCCGUUCGUGUACAUCAAACAGAUCGCCGAGCUGAGCGAAUCGGAGAGGGCCGGUAGAGUCUUCCGCGUGAAGGGCCAGAUCAUCAAGCUCCUGUCCAAACUGUCCGUGGGCAAGGAUGGCUGGAGUUUGAAGUGCGCCAUCGUGGACGGCACCGGCAGCCUGGAGGUGGAUUUCACCAGCGACGUUCUGUCGCAGCUGGUGGGCUACACGCCCGCCGAGAUGAACCGGAUAAAAAAGCAAAUGGCGACACAGCCCGAGCUCAAAGAGAAGGCGGUAGAGGCACUGCAAAAGGCGAAGGAGCGACUCCAAGUCCUGUAUCGUAUAAUAGAGCUGACAAUGUCGGACGGUCCCAAGAUAACGCAACUCUUGCCCUUCGACGCUGCGCAUGCAGACCUUCUAAUUAAAAGGCGCUUGCCGGGCGAUUUG
Molecule: messenger RNA, 1410 nt
Organism: Iphiclides podalirius (scarce swallowtail)
Lineage: Eukaryota; Metazoa; Arthropoda; Insecta; Lepidoptera; Papilionidae
Source: the annotation of a GenBank genome assembly